UUGUAUUACAAUGUUCACAUAAAAAUAUUUGGAUUUUAUAGUAUAUAUAAUAAUGUAAAAUUUUGCAUAUGGCAAAAAGUGUUUAAUUCCCUAGAAUCUCAUUUCAAUUACGAAAGCAAUUGACACGGAUAAAUGGCCAAUUUGAAAGUUGUCUUCUAUCGCCUACGAAUUGUAUUGACAUCUGCAAACGGAAAUCCAGCUAUUGGCUUAAUACAUACUUGCUUAACAAUCAACGAGAAUUGUCAGCAAGCAAUUUGCCAAAUUAUAGGCUAUGUCAUGUCGAUUACAUAGGGAACAAUUGGCCAACGCCUUCGAUGGCGUCAAUUGGCGAAAUAAAAGACGUUUGCCGAGAGUGCUCGGCCACAAAGUGUUGUGGCCACAGUUUCAAGUGGCAUCCAGACAGACAGACAGACACUCGACACAGACUCGACAGCAGCUGAAGAUGGCAGAGAACGAAGAUAUUGCAUUAGUGGCCAUCAAUGUGCGCAUCUGGAGAUACUUUGCAGUGCUCUAUCCAACGGCACAGAGCAAUUGGCGAAAGUACGCGUUUGUGUUGCCCGUUUGUCUGAUGAACGUGAUGCAAUUCCUCUACCUGCUUGAGAUGUGGGGCGAUUUGCCCGCCUUUAUAUUGAAUCUAUUUUUUCUAUCCGCCAUUUUCAAUGCUCUGAUGCGCACCUGUUUGGCCAUCUGGAAGCACAAGGAAUUCGAGCAAUUCCUGGCCAAGCUAACGCUCUUGUAUCGCCAGAUUGAGGCAUCAGGCGAUGAGUAUAUCCAGAGCAUUCUGUUCGAGGUUGUGCGCGAAGCACGUCGCUUGGCGGUCUUCAAUUUGUCGGCCUCCUUUCUGGAUAUAACGGGUGCAUUAAUCUUUACAUUGUUCCGUCAGCAACGUGCGCAUCCUUUUGGCAUUGCGUUGCCUCCGUUGGACUUGCAGCGUACGCCAUUCUACGAGAUUUUCUAUUUAUUGCAAAUACCCACGCCCGUUGUGCUCUCCAUGAUGUACAUGCCCUUUGUCAGUCUGUUUGCUGCAUUUGCGCUCUUUGGCAAGGCGAUGCUGCAGAUUUUGGUCUAUAAAUUGUCGUGCAUUGCAGAGCAAAGGGAGGAGGAGGAACGCUAUCAAAUGCUGGCUGCCUGCAUUCGUUAUCACAUGAGUAUUAUGAGCUAUGUAAAGGAGUUUAAUAUGCUAGUCACAUUUAUUAUAGGUGCCGAAGCAAUUAUCUUUGGUUCGAUCAUCUGUCUGCUGCUCUUCUGUUUGAAUAUUAUCGACUCGCGAACUCAGAUGAUCUCGAUAAUCAUGUACAUAGCCACGAUGCUGUAUGUGCUAUUCACCUAUUACAAUCGGGCCAACGAGUUGGUUAUUCAGAGCUCACUGGUUGCGCAGGCUGUUUACAAUGUGCCCUGGUAUGAGUGUGGGAUGCGUUUUUGUAAAACUCUCUUGAUCUUUCUGAUGCAGACGCAAAGGCCUUUGGAGAUAAGAGCUGGCAACGUUUACCCCAUGACUUUGGCCAUGUUUCAGAGUCUGUUGAAUGCAUCCUAUUCGUACUUUACCACGCUGCGUGGCGUGACCAACAAAUGAGCUGGAAGCCAAAACUUUUUGGCAACGCUUGGACUACAGAGCUGCAGAGAGUUAGUUGUUGGAGGUGUAGCUGGUGUGUGUUGAUGCUGGGCAACUUGCAAUCUGAGUAAUGCAAAAAGUUGUUGUGCUUGUUUUAUCCCGGCAUUUGCAUAUGCUACUCGUUUGCGUAGUUAUUUUGAAAGGAUUUAAUCUGGCUGUUUGUAGCUGCAGCUGUAGUGUUGGCAUGUAGACAUGCUCAUAGUUGUAGUUCCAGUUGUAGUUGCAAGCAAAUAGUUUGUUGCAUUAAGGCAUGCACUGCGUAGCUUGUUUUGUGUUGUUUGCUUUAAAUCUGUUGAAUGCGCUUAGAAAUGUUUCACUUAGUCCAUCGCAAUGGUAUUUAUUCACGAUAUACUUAGUAAUAAGUAAUACGAAUUAAUACAAGCUACGUGAAACAAAAAACGAUUGCUAAAUACUUAUCAUCAGCCUAAAAGUAGGCAACAAUAAUUUAAAGUCCACUUAAUGGGUUGUUUAUGGAUUAAU
Molecule: messenger RNA, 2092 nt
Organism: Drosophila nasuta
Lineage: Eukaryota; Metazoa; Arthropoda; Insecta; Diptera; Drosophilidae
Gene: Or43a
Product: Odorant receptor 43a
Exons: 6
Coding region: 272-1573 (433 amino acids)
Biological process (GO): sensory perception of smell; detection of chemical stimulus involved in sensory perception of smell
Cellular component (GO): plasma membrane
Molecular function (GO): olfactory receptor activity; odorant binding
Source: RefSeq, a predicted model, not a curated record